Platichthys flesus (European flounder) is the source of this 2275-nucleotide messenger RNA. RefSeq names its product tumor necrosis factor receptor superfamily member 14-like. Gene Ontology annotation, molecular function: protein binding. Gene Ontology annotation, cellular component: external side of plasma membrane. NCBI's taxonomy places the organism in Eukaryota, Metazoa, Chordata, Actinopteri, Pleuronectiformes, Pleuronectidae. The transcript has 8 exons. The record is from RefSeq and is a predicted model, not a curated record. Gene Ontology annotation, biological process: defense response to Gram-negative bacterium; positive regulation of cytokine production involved in immune response; defense response to Gram-positive bacterium. The coding region runs from base 330 to 1028 and encodes 232 amino acids.
AAGUAAGCGUGUAACCUGUUUUCUACCUUACUACGAGAGAGUGGCGCGUUAUGGGAUUUAAGAACGUUUCGCUCGUGACUUAUUGGUCCUGGAAAUUCAAAUCUGCGAUUAUGUUUCCAGCUUUACCGAGAUACUGAUCCAGGAAGCGCGAUCCUUUGAGUAAACACCCGCCCUUCGCUGUGAAAUUAAACUGACUAUAGAGGGAACCUACAGAAUCUCAUCAUAUUAAUUGAAAAUGUCACCUUCUUUUUGGGAUUUAAAAAUCAUCUCCAGCCGAAUCUCAGUGAUGGUGACUUCAGCUCAAGAAAACUGACAACCUGCCGUUCAACAUGAAUCUGAGAAGUAAACAUUUGGAGGCUGCAUCUUUGUUGAUACUUUUGGUCAAAGUCUUCAGUGUGAAUACGCUGACUUGUCAUCCAACUGAGUAUCAGAUAGGAAAUGAAUGCUGUCCUCUUUGUCCCUCUGGAAAUCGUGUUAAAACACACUGCACGGAGUUCAGGAGCACUUCCUGUUUGCCCUGUGUGAAUGACACCUUCAUGAAUCUUCCCACUGGACUUAACAAGUGUUUCCCCUGCACGACCUGUGGUCCAGAUUCUGGUCUGAAGACAAACACUUCAUGCACAGCAACAACGGAUUCAGUUUGUGAACCUCUGGAAGGAUUCUACUGUAUAGACCGAAUAGAGAACCACUGUGCAGCUGCACAGAAACACAAACAAUGUCAACCAGGGCAGUACAUCAAACACAGAGGAACAGCCCUCACAGACUCUCAAUGCUCUGAAUGCAGUGACGGAUCAUUUUCUGAUGGGACACUUACGUCUUGUCGACCACACACACAAUGUGAAUCACAAAACCUUCAGCUGAUUCAACCAGGAACAGCUUCAACUGACGCUGAAUGUGGAAAUUUAAAAAAGGACCAAGCUGCAAUCAUCGUUCCAGUGUUUUUUAUGGGUCUUUUGGUGGUUGGUUCAUUAGUCGCCUUUUUUUUGUGGAGAAAAUAUAUUGCAGGAAAAAGAUCAGCGCCCCUUUAACCAAGGGUAAGUUUGUUACUCUGUUUUUCACAGUAUAUGUUCUGACUGUGUAUAUGUUCUCUGCUUGAUGACAAUACUUGUUUGAUGAAGGUAAUUUGAUUAUUUUAUUUAACAUUUCACUAAAAGAGAAAGACAACCAGAAGCGAAACUGGAAAUGCGGCAGGUGAGACAACAGGGUGUUCUUCGUUUAAUUAUUCAUUUGUUGAGGACUGUCUACAGCCACUCCCAGACAUGCCCCCCGGAGGAUGUCUACAGAAUUGGGUCCAGACUCUCGCUGGUGACAAUCACCACUGCCACACUGGAGCCCAACGUGUGGCUCGACGCAGCCAGAGAAGCGGACCGGCAGGAGUGAGAACUCGUAAAGAUGAUGGAGGACCUGUAGGCCGCGUACCGGGAGGAGGGAGCAGCGACCAGACGUGAGCUGGAGGAGAGGGGGCUGAUGCUGGCGGAGCGUCAGCUGGCCCUGUUGGGACCCGCACCCAACACUGGAGGCGACGGCGAGCAGGGCUCCAAUUCUGCGUCCCCGCCCCGCUUCAGAGAAGUCAGCGGCCGGCGUGCCACCGAUUCCACGCCCUCGUGUAGCGCUGAGGCUGGUGGAGGCCACAUUUGUGAUGGGGGUAUGUUGAGGUGAGGGUUUGGGAGAGCACCUUCACCUGCACCACAGAGGAAAAUCCUUAUGUAAGAAUACUUAUGCACCCAACAGAUGUCAACUUUUUUGUUCCACCAUGUGUCACAAUUAAGUGUAAUUAGGUAUUUUGCACCUUCAAAGUACUGUGCAUAUUGUGUUGAUAAAAUGGGAAAAAGUCUGUUUAAGUCUAUUUGAAUUCCAGUUUGUAACAGUACAAAAUAGGAAAAAGUCCAAGUGGGGUGAAUACUUAUGCCAAGCACUAUUGACAAUGUGUUUUAACAGCUUGUUAUAUUACAUGUUUUUUUAAAUAUGUCGAAUAAAUGUAAUGGAGAUUAAAAUAUAAUAAUUUUAUAUCAGAGUAGAUGUAUGAAGUAAAAAAGUUGGAAUACAAAAGUGAAAGUGCUACAUGAUGUCAAAUGAAAAUUAAUAUUUGUGACAUUUAGAAGUGUAAACUGUCCAGUCUGCAGAGGAGGAAUUAUCAUGCUUAUCUUGACGUGCAUAUGCUCUUCUCUUAAGGUCCAAGCAAGGCCAACUCUAGCCAGGUUUUGAUAAACCAUGUGUUGGCCAUGUGCAUGCACGUCAAAAUAAUUAAUUGUAGAAAAGUAAAUAAAAUGUCCCU